AGACAUGGUUGCUGAGGCUAUAAGGCCAUUGGUUGAAACCGACCCAUCCAUGAAGGUGAAAUCUAUAAUUGCAGAAGUCCAAUCAAGGUUCAACUAUACCAUUAGUUACCGAAAGGCUUGGUUGGCAAAGCAGAAGUCGAUAGCCAGAGUUUUUGGUGGUUGGAAAUUAUCUUAUGAAGCUUUGUCGUGGUGGUUCUUAGCAAUGGUUCAGAAGAUGUCUGGCUCAACUGUCCAAAUAGAAACACGACCCUUAUGUAACGGGAGUGAAGAGGCGGACGGUGUCAGGAUACUUCAGCGGGUAUUCUGGAGUUUCAAUUCAUGCUAUAAAGCGUUCCGGCAUUGCAAGCCUUUAGUUCAAGUUGAUGGCACACACCUUUACGGAAAAUAUAAAGGUGCCUUUUUGGUUGCAGUUGCACAAGAUGGGAACCAAAACAUUGUGCCGAUUGCUUUUGCCAUCGUGGAAGGGUUGACCGCUGAUACGUGGUACUUUUUUCUCAGUAAUUUAAGAAGGCAUGUUGUUAGAAAAGUCGGUGUGGGAAUAAUCUCUGAUCGACAUGAGUCAAUACGGGCAGCAAUAAAUCGUAACAACGGUGAUUGGAAACCUCCAAGAGCAUGGUGGAUGUUUUGCAUUAGACACAUCAGUUGCAACUUCUUAAGGGCAUUCAAGGACCCGUACUUGCAGAAGCUUGUUGUCAAUAUAGGUUAUUCAAGAACAGUGGACGAGUACAACAUCAACUACAAGAAGUUGCAAGAGCGAAGUGAGGGAUAUGCCCGAUGGUGUGACAAUCUCGAACUUCACCAGUGGGUAUUGGCAUUUGACGAGGGACAUCGAUGGGGUCACAUGACGACAAACCUAGUCGAGUGCCUAAAUUCAUUGUUGGAAGGUGUCCGAAAUGUUCCUGUGUUGGCCCUUGUCUGAGCAACAUAUUAUCGCUUGGACCAGCUCUUUACGCAAAAGAGUGCUGAGGCUCACGAGCACAAGCGUGCUGGAUUUACCUACUCUGAAUUUGCCACUCAACACAUAGAAGAAAAUAUGCAACGUGCAAAAAAUUUAGUUGUGCAUCGGUUUGAUGGAAGAAAUGAGGUGUUCACGAUGCGCGAAAUGCCUAGUGGAAAAGUGUUAGUUGUUGAUCUUGCGCGGCGGGUGUGUGACUGUGGGCACUUUCAGGUGAAACGACUACCUUGUUGCCACGUUAUUGCUUGUUAUGUUAACCAGCGACUCGAUUGGCAGGUGUAUGUUAAUGAUGUAUACAAGAUGUCAGAGAUUCGCAAGGUCUACAGAGUGGAGUUUGUCCCAGUAGGCGAUCCUGAGACAUGGCCUGGUUACUCGGAACCGACGUUGGUUGCUAAUCCUACCUUGAGGCGAACGUCGAAAGGUCAACCCAAAGGUCCUCGAAUAUGCCAUCUCUGCGGUAAACAGGGUCAUUGCCGUAGUCGAUGUCUUCAGUAUGUUGGACCGAGUGGGGUUGGUAGCAGUGGUGGUUCAUAGGUCUUUGUUGGUCGUUGUAUUUGUAUUUUAAAGUUAAUUUUAUAAAUUAAUGUAUUUAAAUUUAUCUGUUAA
Molecule: messenger RNA, 1561 nt
Organism: Arachis ipaensis
Lineage: Eukaryota; Viridiplantae; Streptophyta; Magnoliopsida; Fabales; Fabaceae
Source: RefSeq, a predicted model, not a curated record